Molecule: messenger RNA, 836 nt
Organism: Dimorphilus gyrociliatus
Lineage: Eukaryota; Metazoa; Annelida; Polychaeta; Dinophilidae
Source: the annotation of a GenBank genome assembly
UUUAGUUAGAUAAUGUCCACGACACUGUUCUAUUGGAUUUGUCUUCGUAGAUAUUUAUAUAUUCUUGGUAAAGAAGAGUUGCACCUAAAGGGUAUUGUUUAUCUAAUUAGGGCAACGUAGUGGUAUUCGUUUUUGGGAAAAUUCGAAUUAAUAACUUUAUGAUGACCUUCAUAAAGCUUCCAGCAAGAUUACGAACAUAUAAAGAUGCUCCAUCUUGGAGUCUAAGCUGGUCUAAAUUAUCUAUGUUGGGCUUCUAUUACGUAUAUGAUGAUAGAUCUAUAAGAUGUUUUGAGUGUGGUUGUAUAAUUACAAACUUUGAAAAUUUAAAUAUGCAGUCAUUAAUUCAUAAAUCGGGUUGUUCAAUGCAACGUGAAUUGGAAAAGAAUAAAGCUGAAAAAAUGACUCUAAGUCUUACAAGUUUUCCUUCCUCAGGCUGUACAAAUUCACUUUCAUUAUCUUCAUUCUCUUCGUCAAACGAGGAAAAUCGGGAACAAUUUCAAAAAAAUUCACUGGAAGAUGACAGUAUUUCAUCAAACGAUUCGGAUUGUUGCGAUUCGUGCAUUGAUAAUAAUCUGGAUAGAACGUUUUUAAAAGACGAUUUGCAAAAAGUCUCUCAAAGAUAUUUAACUUUUAAAGAUUGGCCCCUUAAAAAUGUCAUUGAAGCAAAAGAGCUUGCAGAGGCAGGAUUCCAUUAUUUGGGAGUUGGAGACAGAGUACAAUGUUUCCAUUGCAAUGGAAUACUCCGCAAAUGGAGCUAUGGAGAUAAACCAUUAGUUGAACAUUUAAAACAUUUUCCACACUGUUCAUAUGCACUUAAUAAACGAAAUAAUAUUUAA